GGUGUUCGUUACCCAGGUGGCACUCUACUACUGGUUCCCCCUUCUCUCUCUCCUCCCUCUCUCUCUCUCUCUGUCUCUCUAAAAAAAUCCUUCACCGGCCGGCGAUCGUAGCAUUCUCGAAAAUUCACAAAAGUUUAAAAAAAAAAAAAAAAAAUCCCAAAACCUACUCCCAUCAUCUUCACCAUCGCCAAUGCACCUUCAAAUCUCUCUCCUCCCACUCUUUCUCCAUCCAGAUUUCCACUCCUCCCCUUCCGAUCCAUCUUCUCCACCGCUCACCUAGGGUUUUCACCUCAUCACGUACUUGUCCCACUCCCCCACUUCCAUUCGCGCCCAAGAUUGUAAAUUCUUCUUGCAUUUCAGUACUAUCUUUAUUUCAGCUCAAUUUGUGGAGCAUUCAAGUAUUUUCUAGGGUUUUGACUUCAUGUACAGUACGUGAAUCACUCUCCCACUUGCAUUCUUGCUACUUUAUUAACAUCUGUGCCCAAGAUUCUAGAUAUUUACUUGCAUUUGAGUAAUUGCCCUAUUUUAGCUCAAUUUAUAGAGCAUUUAAGUAUCUCCUAGGGCUUUGACCUUGUUCACUCUCCCACUAUGUUAUUCUUGCAAUGAAUUCAACAUUUGUGCCCUAAAUUGUAUGCUCCUUAGUCACGUAAUCCUUCAGUCGGACCCUCUGCACUCAAUACUUGGUCUGCACUUGAGAAUUGCUCUUGCUCUCAGUUCUCGCUCUCCGAAUUUAGUCGUUUGGUAAGUUCUCGCGCUCGUGCCCCUGCUCCGUGCCCUCAUUACGUUCACUUAGUUACGUUCCGCUUGCAUUUUAGUAUUUAGACUUCCUAGUUGAGCUCAAUUUAGAGAGAAAGCUCGAAUAUUUCAACUAGUAAGAUGUCUGGACCUACGCGAAUGCGGUCCAUGAAUUGCGGAGAAUCAGAGCCGCGACCGGUCCUUGCGCCGGCGGGGAACAAAGCAAGGACGGUCGACACGAGCAAGCAGCUCUUGAAGUCGCUGAAAAAGAUCGAUAAACCGCGCGACUUAGAUGAUUGUAAGGCGAAGAAAUAUCCUCCAUCGCCGGUGAAGUCGCCGGGAAUGGCGGCGGCAAGGUGUUUGUCGAACGUGUCGAUGAAUGCUUCGUCGUGUUCGUCGGACGCGUCAUCUUCCGACUCAUCGUGUAGUCGGGGGAGGAUGAUGAGCAGGAGGAGGAGUGUCACGCCGGUUCGGAGGAAGCAGGGUGGUCCGAAGACGGGAAGAGUCGAGAAGGUGGUUGUUGUUGGUAGUGAUGAUGGUGAUAGUGGAUCAUUGGAUUCAGGUGAUUCUUUGCCGGCCAAGAGAAGGUGUGCUUGGGUCACGCCAAACACGGAUCCAUCUUAUGCUGCUUUCCAUGAUGAAGAAUGGGGAGUUCCUGUUCAUGAUGACAAGAAACUCUUUGAAUUGCUCAUCUUGUCCACUGCUCUUGCUGAACUGUCAUGGCCUGCCAUUCUCAACAAAAGGAACACGUUUAGGGAUGUCUUUCUGGAAUUCGACCCAAUUGCAGUCUCUAAAUUGAAUGAGAAGAAGAUACUGACACCAGCAAGCAGUCUUAUAUCAGAGGUGAAGCAACGAGCUACCAUUGAAAAUGCACGUCAAACGAGCAAGAUCAUAGAUGAGUUUGGGUCUUUUGACAAAUACAUAUGGGGCUUUGUAAACCACAACCCCACAGUCAACCAAUUUCGCUAUCCCCGCCAGGUUCCAAUCAAGACAUCAAAAGCAGAUGCGAUAAGCAAAGACCUCGUGAGAAGAGGGUUCCGUGGAGUAGGUCCCACAGUCAUCUAUUCAUUCAUGCAAGUUGUCGGAAUGACAAAUGACCAUCUCGUCUCCUGCUUCAGAUUCCAGGAGUGCAUUGAUGCAGCAGAUGCAAGCAGUAAAGAUGGAACCCUUGAAGGUACGGUUAAAGAAGACAAACAACCGGACUCCUCGAUUGAGCUGGGACUAGAUAGAGGUAUUGACAAUUUGAGUUUAUCAUCCACGGAGUAAUUGUUUAGGGUUUUCGGUUGAUGGGUUGUAAUUUGCACCAUGAAAAUAUCUGUGGCCUAAGAUUGCGUUGUGGGGGCAAAUGUGGUUUUUGUACAGAUGAUUAUGAAUUACUUCCUUUCCUUAUUAUGUAGAGAUUCAGAAAAAGGGAGAGAAAAAUUUGCCAUUCAAAGCUUC
This is a messenger RNA of Rhododendron vialii, 2175 nucleotides long. RefSeq lists its product as uncharacterized. Gene Ontology annotation, biological process: base-excision repair. The record is from RefSeq and is a predicted model, not a curated record. Gene Ontology annotation, molecular function: DNA-3-methyladenine glycosylase activity. Lineage: Eukaryota; Viridiplantae; Streptophyta; Magnoliopsida; Ericales; Ericaceae. The coding region runs from base 877 to 2001 and encodes 374 amino acids. The transcript is spliced from 5 exons.